CCUGCUCACGGAUGCGCGCCGCGGGUCUGCGGACCGACCUCGGGGCCAGGGACUGCGUGGCGUGGCUGAGUUUAGACCACACACACCCCCUGUGUGGAGGUGGGGGACCUCUUCCUGAGCUAGAAGCUGAACGGAAGCUCCUUGGCUCUCACAGAGCAUUCUGGAACAUAUAAAGAGCGUGCAGGGGAGCCGGGAUUCGGGGGCGAUGGCCGUGGCGCUGCUGGAGGGCUGGUGCAGGAUCAUGAACGUGGAUGACCAGAAGGCGCUGAUGGUGACGGGCGUGCCCGUGGACUGUGAGGAGGCCGAGGUCCAGGGCGUGCUGCAGGAGGCCUUCAAGGCACUGGGCGGGUACCGACUGCUGGGCAAGAUCUUCCGCAAGCAGGAGAACGCCAACGCCGUCCUGUUGGAGCUGCUGGAGCCCACCGAUGUGUCCGCCAUCCCCACCGAGGUGCAGGCCAAGGGGGGUGUCUGGAAGGUGAUCUUCAAGACCCCCAACCAGGACACGGAGUUUCUGGAGAGACUGAACCUGUUUCUGGAGAAGGAGGGACAGACGGUGUCCGGCAUGUUCCGGGCCCUGGGACAGGAAGGGCUGUCGCCGGCCACCGUGCCCUGCAUCUCGCCCGAGCUGCUGGCGCAUCUGGUGGGGCAGGCGGUGGCCCACGCCCCGCAGCCCCUGCUGCCCAUGAGGUACCGCAAGCUGCGGGUGUUCUCGGGCAGCCCGGCGCCCGCGCCGGAGGAGGAGCCCUUCGAGGUGUGGCUGGAGCAGGCCACGGAGAUCGUCAAGGAGUGGCCGGUGGCCGAGGCGGAGAAGAAGAGGUGGUUGAUGGAGAGCCUGCGCGGGCCGGCGCUGGACCUCAUGCGCAUCCUGCAGGCCGACAGCCCGGCCGGUGGCGUGGAGGAGUGCCUGGAGGCCUUCAAGCAGGUGUUCGGCAGCCUGGAGAGCCGCCGCACCUCGCAGGUGAGGUACCUGAAGACCUAUCAGGAGGAAGGGGAGAAGGUCUCGGCCUACGUGCUCCGGCUGGAGACCCUGCUCCGGAGGGCGGUGGAGAAGCGGGCCAUCUCCCGGAGCAUCGUGGACCAGGUGCGCCUGGAGCAGGUGAUGGCCGGCGCCAGCCUGAGCGGGGCCCUGUGGUGCCGGCUCCGGGAGCUGCAGGAGCAGGGGCCCCCGCCCAGCUUCCUGCAGCUGGUGAAGGUGAUCCGGGAGGAGGAGGAGGAGGAGGCCACCUUUGAGAGUGAGAACGCGCCUCCGCCGGAGCGGGAGGAGAGGGAUGGACGCGGCCGCUGGGAGAACAAGGUGGACCACUGAGAAUCCUGACCAGGCAGCAGCGGGUCAGGCGGACUUGACCAGGCCUCGACCAUACGAAGGGUUGAAAGCAAGGCGUUAGAGCUAGUCUUCUUUUUUAUUUUUAAACAAGGUGAAACAAGGUCUCACCCCAGAGCCCAGGCCAGCCUCCAACUCCACAAUCCUCCCGCCUCGGUCUCCUGAGUGCUGAGAUUCUGUGUAGGCAUCAUCACAAAAGCCAGUACAGGCUACACGCCUGUAAUCCCAGCUACUCGAGAGGCAGAAUCGGGAGGAUUGUGAAUACCAAGGAACAAAAUACAAACAGAUGCCAGG
Dipodomys spectabilis (banner-tailed kangaroo rat) is the source of this 1615-nucleotide messenger RNA. It is a transcript of the gene Pnma2, whose product is annotated as PNMA family member 2. The transcript is spliced from 3 exons. The record is from RefSeq and is a predicted model, not a curated record. Bases 206 to 1306 code for a protein of 366 amino acids. Lineage: Eukaryota; Metazoa; Chordata; Mammalia; Rodentia; Heteromyidae.